Molecule: messenger RNA, 1215 nt
Organism: Rotaria sp. Silwood2
Lineage: Eukaryota; Metazoa; Rotifera; Eurotatoria; Philodinida; Philodinidae
Source: the annotation of a GenBank genome assembly
AUGAGUGCACAAGAUGCAGAACUUACGAGAAAAAACCGCUUUGUGAACAAGGAUGUCACAGAUUUUCAAGAUGCAAAUGCCAGUCCAAUAGAAGGCUACGAAUUAUUAACUAUUUCGACAUUAGAAGAAGCUGUCCAAAGAAUCAUUUCAAUCGUUCCUAAACUCUUAGAUUAUGUUACUGCUGCUAAAAAAAAUUGCAAACGAGACUCAACUAUAUUAACAAUAGAUGAAUCCGCCUCAAUUUACCUUUAUACAAUGGGAACAGGUUUCUAUAGUAGCCUCAAUCGUGCACUUCGAGUAAAAGACCGACAUGAACUGAAACCGUGGUUCGGCUUCUUAAAACUUUUCAUAACUGCUCUGAAUAAAUUACCAUCUGUUCAAACAAUCGUCUGGAGAGGUGUUAAUACUAAUGUCACUUUCGAUUUCAUUGAGGAUGAAUUACAAACUUGGUGGAGUGUGAAUUCUUGUUCGAAAUGUAUCGACAUCAUCCAACCAUAUCUAAGUGAAACGGGUACUAUAUUCAACAUUCAAGUGAUUAAUGGUAAAGAUGUUCAUACCUAUUCGGCAUUUGAAGUUGAGGAUGAAAUUAUUCUUGUUCCUGGUACACGUUUACGUGUCAAAUCUAAACCAUUAAACUACAAUAACAGUCUAUUUAUUGUUCAAUUGGAAGAGGAAAAAGCUGAACUUGUGCCAAAGAUCCAAAGGUUAGUCUAUUUAAAAAGUUCUAUGAAGUGUGAUGAAUUGACAAAUAGAUAAGGAAGCUCUUUACAGAUUGCCGUUCAUUACUACUAUCGUCGCCAAAAUACAAUAAACGCGAAUGUUUUUUAAAUAACUCGAGAACGAAAGCAGCUAGCGAGCUACGGUUUUUACCAUUCGAAAGAGAAAUGUGAGGAAAGUAAAGACAAUUCAAAAUUUGAUUGGUUCUCAAUUGACCAAUCAGGUGAGUGCCUGUUCGAGAUUUUGAACAUUGCUUUUGGAAGGCUUUUUCCAUUUGUUUCUGGACUGCAAUAAGACAAAGCCAAACUUUCUAACACACUCCGUUAAAGAGUUAUAAGGUUUUUCCUGAGACUCCGAUUUCGGCUGAUUGAGGUUGGAUAACCCGAGAAUAAGUUCUCAGAGGGGUAACCGAUCAUGCUGAGUCGAGUGGUGAUAUUUAUUUUGGGUUUCAAAGUGAUCUGAAAUCACAAUCGCAAAAUUUUCGAAAUUUCGGCUCUU